Molecule: messenger RNA, 471 nt
Organism: Penicillium macrosclerotiorum
Lineage: Eukaryota; Fungi; Ascomycota; Eurotiomycetes; Eurotiales; Aspergillaceae
Product: tautomerase family protein
Exons: 1
Coding region: 1-471 (156 amino acids)
Source: RefSeq, a predicted model, not a curated record
AUGCCUCUUUGGCAAAUCUACCACCCGGCAGGCACCUUUGAGGAUGACGCCUCCAAGCAAUCGUUCGCGGAAGACAUCACGAAGAUGUACAUGGAGCUCGGCCUUCCUGCCUUCUACGUCGUGACGCAUUUUUAUCAAAUGAAAGCCAAUGAUGUCUACAUCGGCGGAAAGCCAAAACAAGGCGCCGACAAGCCCUUCGUUCGCAUUGUCAUCACCCACAUUGCCAUCACCAUGCCUGAUGUUGACGCAAUAUAUACCCGAACUACAUUGCGCCUGGAUCAAAUCAUGAAGCCUCACCUACUGGAUAAAGGCUAUGACUUUGAGUAUCAUGUCGAUGAAACAGAAAGACGACUCUGGAAAAUUAACAGCUUGACUCCACCUUCGUACAAAAGUGAUGCGGAACAACUCUGGGCGAAGGAAAAUCGCCCGGUUCCUUAUGAGGGAGCCUCUCCUGGUACAUCUAGUAGUUAG